CCAGCCGAUCCGAACGGACACGGAAACAAAAGAAAAUCUUUUUCCCAUCAGUGAAUUAUUAUUCUUUUUUUUUUCAACGUAAAUAUAAAAAAAACACUGUUGAGUGAGUGAAUCAACAAAAACUGAUUUUAGUGUUUUAAAAUAAAUUGUUUUAAUAUCUUGGUGCUUCCAGUUAUUAGAAUUUCGUACCCACACAAGAAAGUGCAACAACCACUUGCUUAAUUAUCGAUAUAAAUAUCUCUAAAUAAAAAAAAAAAAAAAAUUCUUUUCUUUUAACCGAAAAAGAAAGAGAAAAAAAAAUGGCGACCGGUAAUGGGAAUGGCGGUACAAGCGCCGGAAGUACGUCCGGAAGCGGUCUUGGUAGUCUAGCUGGUAGUGCUAAUGUUGGCACGUCGUCGGGCAAUAGCAGCAGCGGUGCCGGACUUUUAUUCCCAUCCAUUGUGGAAUUGAACGUGGGCGGCGUCCACUACACGACGACCCUGUCGACGUUGACGCGAGAUCCCGAUUCGCUGCUGGGACAAAUGUUCACGGGCCGCUGGCGUCCCGGCCAGGUCCAGCAGCCCGUCCUGCGCGACUCCAAGGGCAAGUACUUUAUCGACCGCGACGGCGUCCUCUUCCGCUACACGCUCGACUUUCUGCGCAACCAGAAACUGACGCUGCCCGAGAACUUUCACGAGUGCGAGCGGCUCAAACAGGAGGCCGACUACUUCCAAAUGGCAGAGAUGAGGACGACCUUGUUGGCCGCGACUAGCGCCGCCAACGCAUUAGCUCGAUUGGCUAUCCAGCAGCCAACGUCCAGCGACAUGUCGGCUGAUGAGAAUGAGCAAGACCUCAUUGCUGCCGGCGAUAUUCCGUCGCCCCCAGCCGAAUUAGCUGUCGCUCUUCCGCGCUCUUCCGGAUACAUCACCGUCGGCUACCGCGGAACGUUCGCUUUCGGACGCGACGGGCUGGCCGACGUCAAAUUCCGCAAACUCUCCAGGAUCCUGGUCUGCGGCCGGGUGGCCCUCUGCCGCGAAGUCUUCGGCGAGACCCUCAACGAAUCUCGCGACCCGGACCGCGGUGCCACCGACCGCUAUUCCUGCCGAUUCUUCCUCAAGCACACCUUCCUCGAACAGGCGUUCGACAUGCUCCAGGAAGCCGGUUUCCAGUGCGUCGCUUCCUGCGGAUCUGGCACCGCAUCCGCCGGCACCGACAUCAAACCGGGAAUGGAUUCAGAAGAGAACCGCUGGAAUCACUACAAUGAAUUCGUCUUUGUUCGACGUUGAUUGCGUUUUUUUUUUUUGUAAUGUAGGAGAAAUCUAUAUAUGUUUUUUUUUUUUUUCAUUAUUCUCUAUCAAUUCAAAUUACAAGUAUUUUGUGUUCGAGGGAGUUUUUCUUUUGUUAUUGAAGCGUAUUAUAGCAGCCAUUGAUUCAUAUUCUUCCUCUCGCUAUUGAAAAUAGGCUAGGUUUAAUUUAUUAUAUAGUUGAAAAUUAUUUUUUACGUUUCUCGUUUCCUUACACAAGGUAUAUAUGUAUACCUGUAAUUAUUAAGGAUAUCAGUUGUGUUUUUGUGAACUGGAAAUCGAUUUGAAACGAUGAUUGUGUCUCCCUCAUGAUUUCGCAUAUAGGCUGUUAUAACGAGUCGAUUGUUUUGACAAUUUUUUUUUUUUUUUACCUUCUGUAUUACGCUGUUUCUGUUUAUUGCAUAUCUAGUUACUAUAUACGUUAGCAUAUUUUACCUGCUGUUGAAUUGUUAUUUUGCACGGUGGGUAACGAAACAAACAAACAAGCCACGAAUCGAAGAUUUUCAACUCCAAAACUCUCUCCUCCCCUCAAAAAAGGAAAAACCCAUAAAACAAAUUUUUAAAAAUUACUUAAUAUUGUAUGCUUUCUGUUAUUCCUGUCAACUAUAGCCUAGUUGAUUUAAAUUGACAUUCAUUUGACCCUCUCAUAUUUCAAAGAAAUAGAAUCCCUUUUCCCUCCCAAUUGUUCGCCCUGCUAAAAUAUGAUCUUUGAUAUAUUUAACUAAUAUUUAGUUUUUAGAACGAAUUAAAAAAA
Molecule: messenger RNA, 2037 nt
Organism: Daphnia carinata
Lineage: Eukaryota; Metazoa; Arthropoda; Branchiopoda; Diplostraca; Daphniidae
Gene: Ktl
Product: BTB/POZ domain-containing protein KCTD12-like
Exons: 1
Coding region: 300-1265 (321 amino acids)
Biological process (GO): protein homooligomerization
Source: RefSeq, a predicted model, not a curated record